This is a messenger RNA of Xenia sp. Carnegie-2017, 563 nucleotides long. RefSeq lists its product as uncharacterized. NCBI's taxonomy places the organism in Eukaryota, Metazoa, Cnidaria, Anthozoa, Malacalcyonacea, Xeniidae. The coding region runs from base 121 to 525 and encodes 134 amino acids. The transcript is spliced from 5 exons. The record is from RefSeq and is a predicted model, not a curated record.
CUGAAAUGGAAAUUGGUAAACGCAGCAGACCAUCGACAUCUAGAACCAGAAGAUACGACUCAAACACACCGUCCACAUCCGACAAUGAAAAUGGAAGAACAAGCACAUCACGUGACGUAAAUGCAAACACCACGCAAAACUCACCCUUUGAGUGUGGUGGCACAACACCUGACGGACCUGACACAAAAUCAACAUAUGGUGCUGAAUCAACAAAUUAAGAUGAUAGUGGCAUUAAUCUGGAAGCUGGGAGUAGUGGACAGAAUGGAUGUUUUAAACACAGUUAGUGCAUCAAAGAAAAAGAGAUGCAAGCAAAUAGGGAGCGAACUAGACAUGUUUGAAACCAAAAAGUUUAAGAACAAAGGAAAUGUCAAAGGACGAAGAAGACGAAAUGAUUGUUUGCGAAAACAGAAAAAGAAAAGCAAGAAAGGAAACAAGUAUUACCACAUGGUCUGUUUGAAACUUAAAGUUGUACCAGACACCGAUCCUUGGUUCUGUCCUAGUUGCCGAGGAACUAACAGCAAGUGAUCAGUAACUGGCAGAUAUGUACAUAAUUUAAUUGAACG